This is a messenger RNA of Scleropages formosus (Asian bonytongue), 2286 nucleotides long. RefSeq names its product Y+L amino acid transporter 2-like. The record is from RefSeq and is a predicted model, not a curated record. Gene Ontology annotation, cellular component: membrane. The transcript has 10 exons. Gene Ontology annotation, molecular function: L-amino acid transmembrane transporter activity; basic amino acid transmembrane transporter activity. Gene Ontology annotation, biological process: amino acid transmembrane transport. NCBI's taxonomy places the organism in Eukaryota, Metazoa, Chordata, Actinopteri, Osteoglossiformes, Osteoglossidae. Bases 265 to 1773 code for a protein of 502 amino acids.
CGCCUCGAGCGCGGAAACACGAGCCUUGCCCCGAGACACACACUACUUCACGGCACACACACACACACACACAGCGAUGAAACGGUGAGGGAUCAAUAAGAACACCUAUAAGAAGUCAGUCCUGUGGAACUUCUCAAAGAUGUCGCCAUGACCCCUGGACUGUAGAACCGUGGAGAUUAGUUUGCGUGAAACACAUCUUUCUAAACUCACAGACGCAUCGUCAGAUUACACUGAAACAUACACAGAGACACAGAAGCAGGCCCAAUGGCAUCCUACACCUCCACUCCUAGCCAAGAUCCUGCUUCGCAGGGAACUAAUGGUGCAGUGGCACUGAAGGCUGGUGGCUCCGAGGAAUCCAUGAAGCUGAAGAAGGAGAUCUCCCUCCUCAAUGGAGUGUGCCUAAUCGUGGGCAACAUGAUCGGCUCCGGCAUAUUUGUGUCCCCGAAGGGUGUCCUCAUGUACAGUGCAUCCUACGGACUGUCGCUGGUGGUGUGGGCCAUUGGGGGCGUGUUCUCCGUGUUCGGGGCUCUCUGCUACGCCGAGCUCGGCACCACAAUCACCAAGUCGGGCGCCAGCUACGCCUACAUCCUGGAGGCAUUCGGCGGCUUCCUGGCCUUCAUCCGGCUGUGGACUUCUCUACUGAUAAUUGAGCCCACCAGUCAGGCCGUCAUCGCCAUCACCUUCUCCAACUACAUGGUGCAGCCCAUCUUCCCCACCUGCAUUGCACCCUACAUUGCCAACCGUCUGCUGGCUGCCGCAUGCAUCUGCCUGCUGACCUUUGUGAACUGCGCCUAUGUGAAGUGGGGGACACGCGUCCAGGACUUCUUCACCUACGCGAAGGUCAUUGCCCUCAUUGCAGUCAUCAUUGCUGGGCUCGUCAGGAUCUUCCAAGGUCAGACGCAGAAUUUCGAGGGCAUGUUUGAGGGCUCGUCGCGGGACCCCGGCGAUGUGGCUCUGGCCCUCUACUCUGCUCUCUUCUCCUACUCAGGCUGGGACACCUUGAAUUUUGUCACAGAAGAGAUCAAGAACCCCGAGAGGAACCUGCCCCUGGCCAUUGCCAUUUCCAUGCCAAUAGUGACCGUGAUCUACAUCCUGACCAACGUGGCUUAUUACACAGUUCUCGACAUCCCUGCCAUUCUGGACAGCGACGCUGUGGCCGUGACUUUUGCAGAUCAGGUGUUUGGGGUAUUGAACUGGACCAUCCCGCUCGCUGUCGCCCUCUCCUGCUUUGGAGGACUCAAUGCGUCCAUCCUGGCUGCCUCACGGUUGUUCUUCGUGGGCUCCAGGGAGGGCCAUCUCCCCGACUCUCUGUGCAUGAUCCACGUCCACCGCUUCACCCCCAUUCCCGCCUUGCUCUUCAACGGGGCCAUGGCUUUGAUUUACCUGUGUGUGGAGGACAUCUUCAAACUCAUUAAUUACUACAGCUUCAGCUACUGGUUCUUCGUGGGGUUGUCCAUCCUGGGUCAACUUUACUUGCGCUGGAAAGAGCCUGAUCGAACCCGCCCGCUGAAGCUUAGCAUCUUCUUCCCAGUGGUCUUCUGUCUCUUAACCGUGUUCCUGGUGGUGGUGCCACUCUACAGUGACACCAUUAACUCCCUGAUUGGCAUCGCCAUUGCCCUUUCGGGAGUGCCCGUUUACUUUUUGUGCUGCAAUACACCUGCCCAGCGGAGGCCCCUGUGGCUUCGCAAAGCCAUCGCCUCUUCAGCUCUGCUUGUUCAGAAGGUCUGCUAUUCCGUAUUGACGGAGAUGGACGUUGACGACAAACACCAAUAACGCUGUGAAACAGAGACCUUUGAUCGACAUUAACCAGAUGCUGACAGGAGGAACAAUCCCACUCAUCUGCAGAAAGACAGACUUAAGCGUAAUGCAGCAUCAAGACUGACACUGGAGCCAAUCUGAUCAUCACAUGACCAUAAAGACAGGAUGACUCCUGAGCGCAGCAAUGGGGGAUGUCCUUUCAGAGAAGCAUCGCCACAUUGACAAUCCGCUAGUGAUGAAAAUAAGUUGGUUAUUUAUAUAUAAAGUCAAAAACAUACAUCUAGGUCUAAUCUGUCAAGUAGCAGUGGAGAGAAUGUUAAUUCCGUAUGGGUAAAAAUAUGUCUUCUUUGUAUACAUAGUUAUUAAAACACACUGCUCUCGCACAACUCAACCCCGGCUAAGCCGUGAUUGGCUGAAGAGUUCCGGAUCUGAGGAGUAUAACAGUUCGAAUGGCACAGAAGGAUGUUGUCAAAGGAAAUUAAAGGUUUGGGGAUGUGGGGAAUAAAAUUCAAACACGGAAAGGGAGAC